This is a messenger RNA of Strongylocentrotus purpuratus (purple sea urchin), 910 nucleotides long. RefSeq lists its product as uncharacterized. The transcript is spliced from 2 exons. The record is from RefSeq and is a predicted model, not a curated record. NCBI's taxonomy places the organism in Eukaryota, Metazoa, Echinodermata, Echinoidea, Camarodonta, Strongylocentrotidae. Bases 321 to 692 code for a protein of 123 amino acids.
AUUCUGAAAAUUUGUCUUUUGAUGAUGAACCAUCUGGCAAGCAUGACCCUCUUGCCAUCGGUGGUUUCUUGAGAAGAAUAGCAGUGUGGUGGAGAAGCACAGAACUUUAUACAAAUCCGUUGUUAUUUUUCUUCAUUCUUUCUUAUGCCCUGCAUGAAUUUGUGUACACUGGAUGGCACGCGUUUCUUUUACCCCAUGCCCUCCAAAGAGGAACCUCAGCCAGAAACACAAUUAUCAUUGCCUUAAGUGCAGCUGUUGGGAAUCUAUCAGGACGCAUCUCUGUCGGUGUUUUGACGCACAAGCUCGUGGACCCCAUCAAUAUGUACCUAGCAUUGACAGUCGUGAACAUAUCUGCACUGUUAUGUGAUGGAUUUCUUCCUUACUUCUUUGUCAUGCUGUUGACAUCGUGUUCUUCAGGUCACGCCAUUGCGGGAAGGGCUGUGCUAGGCCCACUGGGGGUUAAGGCUAUUGUCUCUGGUGAGAACCUGCCAAUGGUCAUAGCCGCGCUUUAUGUAGUUUCGGGCUGUGGAGCUUUAUUGGGUGGAUACGCAGCAGGACUGAUAGCGGACAGGGUAUCAUCAUAUGACGCGAGUUUCAAGUUGCUGGCCGUAGUCGACAUAUUUACUUUCAUCUCCAUGGCAAUGCCUAAACUAGUCAGGAGACUAUACCAGAUGGUUCAUAGUACGCAGUAAAGUAUAUGUGAUUAUAACGAUAAUGGUUGAGAUGAUGGUAACAUUAUUGAUAAGAAUAAGAUGAAAGAAAUUCAAAAAGGAUUAUACCAUCGAUCACAAUAUUUCAUCAGAGAUUGGCUGCAAGUGGGGGUUGUAGUUAUUGCUUAACAUGGUUUAGAUCCUACGUAACCCUGGCUCGGAUUGCGAGCAAGAUCUUCAUUCAAGAGAGCGCUAAAGCA